AUGGAGGCACAGCCAUUGCCAUAUUCCAAGUAUGUUGUACCUGUUCUUCUCAUGAUUGGCUGGAUUGCUGGUUGUGCAUUAAUGGUUUAUUAUGUCUUCUCUUAA
This is a messenger RNA of Crotalus tigris (Tiger rattlesnake), 105 nucleotides long. It is a transcript of the gene STRIT1, whose product is annotated as small transmembrane regulator of ion transport 1. The transcript is spliced from 2 exons. Gene Ontology annotation, biological process: regulation of slow-twitch skeletal muscle fiber contraction; regulation of ATPase-coupled calcium transmembrane transporter activity. The record is from RefSeq and is a predicted model, not a curated record. Lineage: Eukaryota; Metazoa; Chordata; Lepidosauria; Squamata; Viperidae. Bases 1 to 105 code for a protein of 34 amino acids.